AUGUCGCAGUUGAUAUUCUCCUAUCUCGUCCACCAUGGACGGCAACCGCUCAUGAGAAUAGUUCAGAAUACACACCUUACGCCUCGACAAGUGAAACAUGGCCUGGCAAUCCUCAUCCAGCAGCAACUCGUCUUCCACUUCACCGGCUUCGAUGAUGGAGUCUCACACUAUCAGGCGAAUUGGCGGCGGGCCUACCUGCUGGCCCGGUCAGGAAACAUAUUGCAGUUGACAAGGGAACGGCUGGGAGACUAUGCUGCAAAAGUGGUGUCUACGAUCAUUUCUCUGGGACAUGCCAAAAUAAGCCAUCUAGAGACCAUCCCGGAACUCCAGCCUGCUCCUUUGCGCAAUGGCACCCAUGGUCCGGAUGGUGUCAACGGUGACCACUCGCUGGAGAACGGGGAAGCCAUGGAGGAUGGAGUGGAGGAUGGCGUGAGCGGAGAUGACAUACUUGUCAACUCUCACAAGAGUGUGAAAGGGUAUGGUGCUUCCCGACUCGGCCCAACUCUUCGAGAGCUUGCCGCAUAUGGCUACAUUAUGCGUGUGAAGGACGUCCAUUUCCAAUCGCCAUCGGAUCUACGUGAAGCGGCAAGGAGAGCGGUCAAAGCAAGCGGUCAGACAGAGGGAUUAAAGGGGAAGAAACUCGAAGAAAAAAUUGAAGAGAAGGCGGAUGUUAUGAUAGAGGAGUGGGCUGACGGGACUAUAGCCUAUGGCCUGGUCCCUCGGAAUAUCACCCGAGGUAUAAAAAGACAGACAGCAAACGGGAGUUUCGAAGGUCCACGCAAGCGGGCAAGGCUUAACGAUAAUGCCGGAAUGGUAGGAAUUGAAACAAACGGUGACGACUUUUCUGACGACGAUGGUUAUGACGACGAUGGUGAUGUAACAUUGGAUAGUAAUAUGGUUAUUCGUAUCAAUUACGAACAGUUCAAUGUUGCCCUCCGCAACCAGAGAUUGAUCAAGUUGGCUGAUCAAGUAACCUCGCGUGUGACUUCACAGGUUUACGAAACGCUGCUCUCUCGGAUUGAGCUUAAGACUCGAAAGUGCCGUCAGCAGGAGGAGCCUGUACUGGAAGGCGAGGAAGGCCAACACUACUCUGCCCCUAUUCCGCUGCAUACUAUAGUCGAUGAUCUCGACCCUAAUCUGGAUCUUGUCGGCAGCGUUGCUGGGAUAUCUUCAGCAAAGCCAAAACAGAAUGGCCUAGGAACCGGUCAUGGCGAGGAUGAAGACGAGGAUGAAGAUGACUUUGACGACGAAGAUGGGGAAGAUAGUCCCCAGGCCAAGGCUCAAAGCCGUGUUUUCCAAGUGGUGCAGCAUCUUUCUCUACUCUCAUCAGAACCCUACCACUUUUCGACGCGGAGAAUGGAGUCGGGAAUCAUCACAUGGGCGGUUGAAUUUAGACACCUUGUUCGGCAACUUCGACAUCUUGAGAUUGAACGGCUGGUUGAAGCACGGUAUGGUACCGUUGCAGUGCGUGUUCUCCGUGUCUUGGCGGAUAAGGGGAGAUUGGAUGAGAAACGACUACAAGAAAUAAGUCUCAUGCCAUCAAAGGACCUAAGACAGAUAUUAGCACGGCUACAGUCUGGCGGGUUUAUAGACCUGCAAGAAGUGCCCCGUGAUGCCCAGCGUCAGCCUUCUAGAACAAUAUACCUUUGGUUCUACGACGCUGAUCGAGUGGUCAUGAUGCUUGUUGAGGACGCAUAUAAAUGCAUGGCACGAUGCCUCCAGCGCCUUGCCUACGAGCGAGGCAAGCUAAAAGCACUGAUUGAAAAGGCCGAACGCUCUGAUGUGAAGCGCAAUAUGGAACGGUAUCUAUCUGCUUCUGAUAUGGCUACUUUACAGGAAUGGGAAGCCAAGGAGGCCUUGCUCCUGGGUGAAGUAGCAAGGUUAGAUGAACUUGUUGCUGUCUUGAGAGAUUAUUAG
This is a messenger RNA of Microsporum canis CBS 113480, 1917 nucleotides long. RefSeq names its product RNA polymerase III subunit Rpc82. The record is from RefSeq and is a predicted model, not a curated record. The transcript has 3 exons. Bases 1 to 1917 code for a protein of 638 amino acids. Gene Ontology annotation, molecular function: single-stranded DNA binding. Gene Ontology annotation, biological process: DNA-templated transcription. Gene Ontology annotation, cellular component: RNA polymerase III complex. Lineage: Eukaryota; Fungi; Ascomycota; Eurotiomycetes; Onygenales; Arthrodermataceae.